CGUGUUUAUAGCAGUCUACCUUGAUAACCUGCCUGUCGUGACUUUGAUUUCCCCCUAUAAUAAUAAUCAUGUUAUCUAAAAACGAAAGCAAACACUCCUAACUCCUCCCUCUCCAUUCAGCCCUCCCUCUUCAUGUUUUCUCUGUUAUUCCUCUGUGUGACUGUGUUCAGUCAGUCAGUGUUGCAGCCGAGCAGCUCAUGUAGUUGCAGCAAAUAUUAGAGCUGCCAGCCAGACACCUCGCUGCUUUCUUUCUUUCUCUCUCUCUCCGCGGCGGUAACACCAUUUAUUUUAUUAUUAUUCCUAUAGCUAGCUUCUAUUUUCCUCUUUCACUUCCAGGUAAUACUGCCAUAUCAGACUAACAGCUAGUCUUUGUGGAAAAUAACCAUCAAAGAUCAUCUGAAUCUGGACUAUAAACAGUCCACAGCGAGACAACAAGAAGCAAGGACAUGCAGAAGAGAGGUCAGUGAGGAGGAUGACAACAGAACAACAGACAGCGGCGAAGGAGGGAUGAGAAAGAGACUGAAAUAAGAGGAGGAAGUGGAACUCCAAAGUGCCUACUGCGAGGGGUCGUCUGCUGCGGCUGGAUGAGAGCAGGACGGGGUUCGGUGUGCGUUUGGCCUUGAAUGGAGGCUGUAUUUUAUCCCGACAGCCACGGAGUCGUCCAUCCCACGUUGCUGAGCUGCAGUCCCCGCGUACCCUGAGCUGAGCCGCCACCUCGUCUCAUCACUGCAAGGUCCUUUUAAGGUUCUGCUUUUGUUUUUCUUCUACAGAAAUCUCUCUCAGGCCGUUCAAACAUAACUACAGUGACUGCCCCAGCCCUGGCCAUGUUGACGUGAAUGUAACAGUGACUUACGGCGGGCGUCAGUCGAUUCAGGUGAAGGCACAGACGCUCAGUGUCACAUGAAGAGUGAUGUCCUCAGAGUAGCUUUUUCCUUUUUUUUCCUUCGAGUCAGAGCUGGCCUCUGCUCCCAGUCUACCCCCUCUAUCUCAAACUUCAGCUGCCACUUUUCCCAGGAAGAACUAAUAAACAUCCCCUAAAAUACACCAACCAAAAGGGCUCGCUGCCUAUUUGCGCUUAAGGAAAACACAGAUAAUAUUUCUGUUUCUGUUUCGCUGGGGAUUUUUUUUUUCUUGCAUCACUAUUACUCACUAUUGCGCUCAUCAGACAGUUUUUCCGUCCAUCUGCCCUCACCGCUGCUCGAGUGUUUGUGAGCGACUCUGAUGGCUGUCAGCAUGACCAUGGGACGGGACACCAAAUGGCUGACCCUGGAAGUGUGUCGUGAGUUUCAGAGAGGCACCUGCUCGCGGUCGGAUGCCGAGUGCAAGUUUGCACACCCCUCCCGGAGCUGCCAUGUGGAGAACGGCCGAGUCAUCGCCUGCUUUGACUCACUCAAGGGGCGCUGCACCCGUGAGAACUGUAAAUACCUGCACCCACCGCCGCACCUGAAAACCCAGCUGGAGAUUAACGGGAGGAACAACCUGAUCCAGCAGAAGGCCACGGCGGCCAUGUUGGCUCAACAGAUGCAGUUCAUGCUGCCCGGAGCACAGCUGCAGCCCAUAACAACAUUCCCAAUGACGCCCUCCCUGGCAACAUGCCCCAGUAUGGCGUUCAGUCCGUAUCUGAGCCACAUGGGCCCAGGCAUGGGCUUGAUGCCUGAGCUGCUGCCCAGUACUCCCAUGCUGGUCCCUGGGAGUCCCACCGGCCUGGCAGCCAUGGGCAACGGCACCUCCGUACAAAAACAUUUGCGCACAGACAAGCUGGAGGUCUGUCGAGAGUUCCAGCGCGGUAACUGCACGCGGGGCGAGAGCGACUGCCGCUACGCUCACCCUCUGGAGGCCGGCAUGGUGGACUGCAGCGAAAACUCCGUCAUCGUCUGCAUGGACUACAUUAAAGGCCGCUGCAGCCGAGACAAGUGCAAGUACUUCCACCCGCCGGCUCACCUGCAGGCCAGGAUCAAGGCUGCACAGCACCAAGCCAGUCACAACACAGCGUCCGCCGGCUUGGCUCUGCCUCCAGGUGCCAUGCAACAGCUACCAAAGAGGACGAUCUUAGAGAAGAGCAACGGAGCUGCUGCCGCCGUCUUCAACCCCAGCAUGUUCCACUACCAGCAGGCCCUGGCUAACAUGCAUCUCCAGCAGCCAGCCUUCAUCCCCACUGUUAGGAACGCCCCCCUCUUGUGGUAUUCACAACCUCUUCCCAUGAUGCACGGUGCCGCCACCUCCACUGUUUCGUCGGCUUCGACCCCAGUCACCAAUGUUCCUUUCGCUGAAUCCGCCGCCUCGAAUCAGACCCCUCCGAGCUUCUGACCCCGGAUCCAGUGGAGCUCCAGUGCGUUCCCAUGGAAACCCAUUUCUGUCCCGUCCCCAAACUGCUGAUGGCGGCUCCAGUGGCGCUAAACUCAGUAAGCCUUUCCCGAAACCCCAGUUAAAGUCCCUGAAAACCUGCGCACUACCAGGGCGGUCAUCUUUUCUGAAUGCAGCAAACAUGUGCCUCGCCUACAGUGCACACAGACCGAGUGUGAAACUCCUUAUAAGAUAUAAUGAACGUGAGAAAGCUGCGACAGUUCACGCAAUACAAGCCUGGACGUAUUACUGUUGCUUUAAAGCAGCCAUCCUGAUGCAUACUGACUCGAUCAGGCUGAGCAAUAGAGCUCCCUCGUUCUUACAGCCAUACAUGCCCACACCUUAAAAGUGCACACACAAACACACACACACACACACAUUUAAGACUACAUGCCCUUUAUGGGACGGAGCCAUCACAUGAGGCGACCCGACACUUUUGACUGUUCCAAAGUCAGAAACUCUGAAAAGCUAAUCCUGGAAAUUGAGAUCGAGCGGCAAACGGAGCUGCCGCUGGUCCACAACCAGUACGUAAGAGUGUUUCAUACCACGUCAUGUUUACGUUUCAAGAUGGCUACAAAUGUUGUGUUGUACCAUUCAGUUUGUUCUCAUGGUCUCAUCUUGCCCGAUGAAACGCCAACAAGUUGUUGUUCAUUUGUUUGUGCCUUUGUUUAUCUGCUCGACCGCAGAGGAGACUUAGUUUCCCCAAAUAAUUCACUUGACAGCACACAUUGAAAGAUGUUGUUAUUUUUAAUUAAAGGUAAUAGAUGUUACAAAAUUACUGUAAAGCUCCUAUUGAAAGAAAAUCUAGGAAUUACAGUGAUCGCCACUUUAAAUUUAUUCAUGAAUGUUAAGCAUGAUUUGAAUUAGUUUUUGUCCCCCAAUUUCACUGGAUAACAUCAGCAAAUGAGACAUUACUUUUCAUGUAGUGCAACAACCUUAAAGGUUCAGUGUGUAGGAUCUGGCGGUAUCUAGCGGUUAGGUGAGGAGAUAGCAACCAACUGAAGCCUCUCCCGUGUGCCAAACGUGUUGGAGAUCUACGGUGGCCGACACCAAAACGCAAAUU
Messenger RNA from Sebastes umbrosus (honeycomb rockfish), 3406 nucleotides. It is a transcript of the gene mbnl3, whose product is annotated as muscleblind-like splicing regulator 3. The record is from RefSeq and is a predicted model, not a curated record. The transcript has 9 exons. NCBI's taxonomy places the organism in Eukaryota, Metazoa, Chordata, Actinopteri, Perciformes, Sebastidae. Gene Ontology annotation, molecular function: metal ion binding. Bases 1222 to 2307 code for a protein of 361 amino acids.